UGUCCUUCUCUUAUCUAGUUGUUAGUCAUGCUGGACGAGUAUAAAGUCUGUCGCGAUUUACGGGUCUCAUUAGCAUUACAGUCUAUCGCUUUCUCCUUCACGUUUACUUCUCAAUGGCUUUUGCGUUCCUUCUGCUGCUAUGUGUCGCUGCCGUUAGCAAUGGCCAUAUUGUCGCUUUCGCGCAAGGCAUGUAUUGUCAAAACGGAGUUUCUGGGAACAACCAGAACGCUGCAGACGCUGUCAAUCCUCUCUUCAUGUUGGCCAAGGAUCAAUGGUGGAUGCAACAUUACUCCGACUGCGACGAACGACCUCCCUCCAAGGAUGAUUUUCUGGAAAUACCCGCAGGUGGAUCAUUCACUGUGGAGCUGGCCACUAAUCAAGCAUUCACCACUUUGUCUUAUGAUGGGCGAAUGGUCGGUACAUUUGGCGAUGGUCAAGAACAUCCCGAAUACAGUCGAUACCAUGAUACAUGCAUCACUUCUCCGAACUUACAUACCCAAAACCAAUUGAUGGCAGCUGGGACUGCGUUUGCUAUCUCUUAUGAGUCUGAUCUUCGCAAUGUCACGCCCGAAAACUUGGUGGUCUUCAGUGUUCUCGAGAAGACUCCCUGGCAUCGUAUCGCUAUUUAUGAGGUGCCGAAGGCACUGCCUGCGUGUCCGCCCGAUGGAUGUACAUGCGCUUGGGGCUGGAUACCGAACGGUUGCGGUGAACCUAAUAUGUACAUGCUCCCUUACAAAUGCAAAGUAACAGGCGCAACUAGCAGGAUCUCGGUUGCGAAGGGCCAACCCCCAGUUUGGUGCGAAGACGAUCGAUCAAAAUGCGUCUCUGGCCCUAAGCAGAUGCUCUACUGGCAUCAAGCCGAAGGUAACAACAUCGAGGUCUCCGGUUACGACCUAUCGGGUAGUCCAAAGUCGCCGGGAUACAAUACGAAAUGCGGUUUUCUUUCUGGCGCGCAGAACGAUAUUUUUGAACGAAGACAUCAGGGAGUGUUUAAGAAGGACGAGUGAUGAUAGAAUGGAGAAGUUCCCACGAAAGAGUGUAAUGUAUAAUGAUGACUCUUGAAUGCGUAACAAAUGCCUAGGCCUGGCCAUGGUGUUCUUUCCUCCACGACGCGCAGCCUCGAAACCCCCCAAAGAUAUUCCUGAGCGAUCAAUC
Desarmillaria tabescens is the source of this 1155-nucleotide messenger RNA. RefSeq lists its product as uncharacterized. Bases 114 to 1007 code for a protein of 297 amino acids. The transcript is spliced from 13 exons. Lineage: Eukaryota; Fungi; Basidiomycota; Agaricomycetes; Agaricales; Physalacriaceae. The record is from RefSeq and is a predicted model, not a curated record.